Molecule: messenger RNA, 1854 nt
Organism: Microthlaspi erraticum
Lineage: Eukaryota; Viridiplantae; Streptophyta; Magnoliopsida; Brassicales; Brassicaceae
Source: the annotation of a GenBank genome assembly
AUGAUGGUGACUACUAGGGUUUUGCUCCUGCUUCUCUGUUUCAUCGGACUGCUGAGCUCGACCUUAUGUUUGAAUCACGCCGAUGGACGUGGAGAUCAGCCACUGGCUCAGAUUAACAUUUACGAAACAAGUCUUGCUUUGGACACUUCCAUCAACAUUCACGCUUCUCCUCAAGUUCUUGGUUUACAGGGUGAAGAUACUGAAUGGGUACAUGUUGCUAUCUCAAACCCCAAGCCAACCUCAGACGACUGGGUCGGAGUUUUCUCGCCAGCAAAAUUCGACGCAUCUCCAUGUUGGCAAACAGAUGGCAAAGAGAAACAACCUUUCAUUUGCUCAUCUCCCAUUAAGUACAUGUUCGCGAAGAACUAUCCAGAGUAUAUAAAGUCCGGGAACGUGAUUAUGAAGUUUCAGAUCAUAAACCAGAGAGAUGAUAUCUCCUUUGCACUGUUUGCCGGAAACCUUUGGAGUCCAAAACUUCUCGGUGUUUCGAAUACUGUAGCUUUCGUCAAUCCUAAAGCACCUGUGUACCCUCGUCUUGCAUUAGGGAAGAGUUGGGACGAAAUGACUGUGACAUGGACGAGUGGGUACAACAUAAACGAGGCUGUUCCGUUCAUUGAAUGGAGUUCGAAGGGAUUUCCAGCCAAAAGAUCACCAGCUGGAACCAUAACCUUCAACAGAAACAGCAUGUGUGGCAAUCCUGCUCGUAGCGUUGGUUGGCGCGAUCCGGGUUUCUUCCAUACCGCUUUCUUGAAAGAACUUUGGCCAAACCGCGAAUAUACGUACAGACUAGGCCAUGACUUGGUCAAUGGGUCGAUGGUUUGGAGCAAGAACUACACUUUCGUUUCCUCCCCUUUUCCUGGACAAGACUCGCUACAACGGGUCAUAAUAUUUGGUGACAUGGGCAAGGGAGAGAGAGAUGGCUCGAAUGAAUACAAUGAUUAUCAGCCCGGUUCUAUCAACACAACUGACCAACUCAUCAAGGACUUGAAGAACAUUGACAUUGUUUUCCACAUUGGAGAUAUCACUUAUUCAAAUGGGUAUAUCUCUCAGUGGGAUCAGUUCACAGCUCAAGUUGAGCCCGUUGCUUCUAAGGUUCCUUACAUGAUUGCGAGUGGCAACCACGAGCGUGAUUGGCCAGACACAGGAUCUUUCUAUGGAGGUAAAGACUCUGGAGGAGAAUGUGGUGUUCCUGCAGAGACCAUGUUCUACUUUCCUGCUGAGAACAGAGCUAAAUUCUGGUAUCAGACUGAUUACGGAAUGUUCCGCUUCUGUAUAGCAGACACUGAACACGACUGGAGAGAAGGCUCAGAGCAAUAUCAGUUCAUCGAGCGUUGCCUUGCCACUGUUGACAGAAAGACUCAGCCUUGGCUCAUCUUUAUUGCUCAUCGUGUCCUGGGUUAUUCCUCCAAUGAGUGGUAUGGCAAAGAAGGAACCUUUGAAGAGCCUAUGGGAAGAGAAAGCUUACAGAAACUGUGGCAGAAAUAUAAAGUAGACCUUGCUUUCUACGGCCAUGUCCAUAACUAUGAGCGAACUUGCCCCAUUUACGAGAGCCAAUGUGUGAACGGUGAGAAGGAUCACUACUCAGGGACCUUCCAAGGAACCAUUCACGUUGUUGUUGGUGGUGCAGGAAGUCACUUGUCUCCCUUUAGCUCACUGAUACCCAAAUGGAGUUUGGUCCGAGACUAUGACUAUGGGUUUGUGAAGUUGACUGCUUUCAAUCACUCGUCGCUUCUCUUUGAGUACAAGAAGAGUAGCACUGGCCAAUUGUUUGACUCCUUCAACAUCUCUAGAGAUUACAAAGAUGUUUUGGCUUGCACUCACGAUAGCUGCGAGCCCACCACAUCAGCUUCAUGA